CGCCUAACGCCUGCCCCGCGAUCCCUUCAUACUUCGGCCGCCGACCUGUCAACGUUGCUCAUCAGCUGCAUAACUUGUCCAUUACAUCAUCCCCAUUGACUCUUUGUCUUACAAAACUCCUACAACAUGGCUACUGCUACUGCCACUGCUACAACCUCGACGCAGCCCCUCGUCACCAAGUGGUCGUCUCGAUAUCGCGGGGCCACCGUCGAGGACCUAGACCCUCCCGCCGCCCUCUCCCUCAACCCUUCAGACGCCAUCUCGCUCGCCCUAGUCUCGGCCUUUGAGCGCGACUACACCCACCUAACCAUCGUCGACGCCGACACGCGCGCCCUCCUCGGCUACAUCUCCAUCCCCCACCUCCAGUCGCUUCUCGACUCGGGCAAGGUCCAGCCCAACGACCAGCUCUCGGCCGCCAUGACACGUUUCCAGCGUCGUGGCCGUACCUACCGCGUCAUCACCAUGGAGACAACCCUUGAAGAGCUCGAGGACUUUUUCCGCGCCGGCGUACCCGACGGACCUUGGAAGGAGGAGUUUGCUGUCAUUACCGAUGAGAAGAGGAGGUUUGUCCUGGGUGUUGCUACUGUACAGGAUCUGGAGGAGUUUGUCAAGAGGAGACCAGAGUAAGAGUCACUCUACGGCGAAAGGGAAAUGGGCAUACCAAAAGAAGCAACGUUUUUCGAAUCAAUUACACGACAAAGGCAGAAUUCUCUUUUUUUUUUCAAGCAUCAUGAUGGGCGUUUGGGGGUUUUUUAAUGAUCUAAACAUCAGGAGGAUUAUCGUAUUGAGGCUCAAGGUCGAGCCAGUUGGGAAAAAGGACCGCUUU
This is a messenger RNA of Fusarium vanettenii 77-13-4, 826 nucleotides long. RefSeq lists its product as uncharacterized. The coding region runs from base 127 to 627 and encodes 166 amino acids. The record is from RefSeq and is a predicted model, not a curated record. NCBI's taxonomy places the organism in Eukaryota, Fungi, Ascomycota, Sordariomycetes, Hypocreales, Nectriaceae. The transcript has 2 exons.